This is a messenger RNA of Telopea speciosissima, 1215 nucleotides long. RefSeq names its product probable F-box protein At4g22165. NCBI's taxonomy places the organism in Eukaryota, Viridiplantae, Streptophyta, Magnoliopsida, Proteales, Proteaceae. The transcript has a single exon. Bases 1 to 1215 code for a protein of 404 amino acids. The record is from RefSeq and is a predicted model, not a curated record.
AUGACUGCGGCAACACAACCCCAACCCAAGGACUGGUCAGAGCUUCCAGAGGAUUUGGUUGUUAUGAUCAACGAAAGGAACUCUGCCCUUGCAAGAACCCGCCAUCACCACCCUGUCCCAUCUCGGCCGCAUCAGUAUUUUCCCUUCUUGUUUCUACCUUAUGAGGAUGAUAAGGAUAACAGGGAUAACCACCUUAAUGGUCUUCCAAGCAAGGAGUUUAGAAGAAUGUACUGUCCUGGAUCCUCUCAUGGUUGGCUGGUUGUGGUAGAGGAGAAUACUUCUUCCAUGUAUCUCAUCAACCCUUUCACCAGAGCUCAACUCCCCCUUCCACCCAUGUCCAAGGUCCGUAUUUUAGUUGGUAAAGAAAAAGUCCAUUGUAAUUUUGAACUAGGCAACCCCAGCUACUCAAGGGUGAGAAAGGUUGUCUUAUCGUCAAGUCCUUCUUCUUCUUCUUCCAAUGUUGUUGCCAUAGCCAUCUAUGGUGGAUUUUCAGAAAUAGGCUUCUCUAAACCUGGAGACAAGGCAUGGACUCGUUUCGGCGAUUUUCCAGUCAUGGAUGUCUUAUUCUACAGGAACCAUAUCUAUGCAGUAAGAAAGAGCUGCAGCCGGGAGAUCGACAUAGAGAUCUUAGUAUAUCACAUGGGCGCAGACAUUACUGCUGCUGGUGGUGGUGGUGGUGGUCCUGUUCCAAAGCUUGUAGAUAUCAUAAAACCACCAGAGGGAUAUCAAACUAGGUGGAGGCCUUAUCUGGUGGUAUCAUGUGGUGACUUGUUAAUAAUUGAGAGGGAUGUAUUAACUCUACUUAAUGAUAAACAGUUCGAUGUUAAAACAGUCGGCUUCAGGGUUUUUAAGUUGUGUCGUCUGAGAAACAGUAGUGAUGACAAUAAUAAAACUUCAUCAUCAACUGCUUGGGAGCAGAUAAAGAACUUAGGUGACAGAAUGUUGUUCUUGGGAGUGAAUUCCUCUCUGUCACUUUCAUCGCAUGAUUUCCCUCCUGGUUCCUGUAGAGGAAAUUGCAUCUAUUUCACCCAUCGUCAUGAUUGUGUAAACAUAAAACAAGGUUGGGGUUAUGAUGAUAUGGCGAAAUUCGAUAUGGGUAUAUUCAACUUGGAAGAUAAACACAUUGAGCCAUUUCCAUUGGAAUCUUCUUUUACUGGAAACUCCCUCACAAGACUUUGCCCUCCACCAAUUUGGCUCACUCCCAGCACAAUCUAA